Molecule: messenger RNA, 1473 nt
Organism: Cynara cardunculus var. scolymus (artichoke)
Lineage: Eukaryota; Viridiplantae; Streptophyta; Magnoliopsida; Asterales; Asteraceae
Product: probable inactive purple acid phosphatase 29
Exons: 2
Coding region: 145-1302 (385 amino acids)
Cellular component (GO): cytoplasm
Molecular function (GO): hydrolase activity, acting on ester bonds
Source: RefSeq, a predicted model, not a curated record
AUAAAUUACAGUAACCACCUCCUGCUCCGAGCAGGAGCUUCUAGACUCCGAUCACCGUAUCCGUCACCGGAACUACCGCCUCCGCAUCUCUAAGAACAUUCAUCAACAUCUAGGAGCAACAGGAAAUUUCAAUUUUCUAAAACUAUGGCAAGAACGAUGGCGACCAUCAUUGUCAUCCUCUGCUCCUUUUCCAUCCUUAUCUUGGCCACUGAGAGGGUUCAAAGGUCAUCUUCUUUGAUUGGAGGCAGUGGUAUAAAACAGUUGCGAUUUGAUGAACAGGGAGAGUUUAGGAUUCUGCAGGUGGCUGACAUGCACUAUGCUGAUGGAAGGCAGACCCCUUGUGAGGAUGUGUUGCCUGAACAGUUUGCCCAUUGCUCUGACCUAAAUACCACUUUUUUCAUUGAGAGAAUGAUCCAGGCUGAGAAACCUGACCUCAUUGUUUUUACUGGAGACAAUAUCUAUGGAGCAGAUACAACCGAUCCAGUAGCUUCCAUGAAUGCAGCAUUUGCCCCUGCCAUAACAUCAAACAUCCCAUGGGCAGCUGUCUUAGGGAACCAUGAUCAAGAAUCCACAUUGUCAAGGGAAGGUGUCAUGAGAUAUAUUGCUGGAAUGAAACACACCUUGUCUCAGUUUAAUCCUUCGGGUGUUGGUGUUAUUGAUGGUUUUGGAAAUUACAAUCUUGAAGUACAUGGAAUUGAAGGAUCAAGUUCUGUGAAUAAUUCGAUCCUCAACUUAUACUUUCUUGACAGUGGUGACUACUCUACAGUUCCCUCUAUCCCUGGUUAUGUAUGGAUCAAGCCAUCUCAGCAGUUUUGGUUUCAACAGACUUCUAUGAAGCUUCAGAACAAAUCAAAAGCUCCUGGACUCGCUUACUUCCAUAUCCCAUUGCCUGAAUAUGCAAGCUUUGACUCCUCAAACUUUACGGGCGUGAAACAAGAAGGGAUCAGCUCUGCUUCUGUGAACUCCGGUUUCUUCACAACACUGGUAGAAGUAGGGGAUGUGAAGGCCGUUUUCACUGGCCAUGAUCACAUCAAUGAUUUUUGUGGACAGCUGACCGGAAUUCAUCUCUGUUAUGCUGGAGGGUUUGGGUACCAUGCUUAUGGAAAAGCUGGAUGGUCAAGAAGAGCAAGGGUCGUUGUAGUGUCUUUGGAUAAAGAGUCAAAUGGAAGUUGGGAAGCAGUCAACUCCAUCAGAACAUGGAAGCGCCUUGAUGAUGAAAAGCUAACUGCUAUUGAUGAUCAGGUACUUUGGAGCAAGACUCCAUCUGGGAAUCGUAGAAAGAGGGAAAACAGCGCUGUUUGAAUCAUUCAAUCAUCCAAAAAGUCUUAUAAACACUUGUAGGAACCACAUAUCACAAUCACACAUGCUGGGAGAAAAAUGAUACUUAUAUUCAGUUCUAUAAGAAUGUUAUUGUGUAUUACCAUGAGUUGCGAAAUGGAAACUUCAAUCAUCAAUGAAUUUAUCAUGCUUUGG